AUGCCAUUGAUUUUUUUUUACCUUCAUAUGGUUUAUUAUUCAUCCGUUGUGUUCUAAGAUUAAGGCCAUUAUAUAUAAUAUUUUGUUUACAACUUCCUGACUCAGUGACAGGCAUGCUAGUUCCCUUUAUGCUGUUCAAAAACAUGUCUUUUUUCUCCCCCUUGGUCUGACACAAGAUUUUUCGGUGAAUGAGACUCUAGCAUGGAAAGAAGGAAGUGAGUUUCUUUUCUUAUUUUGAACACCACAGUGAUGAACGAACACCCAUUUGAGGACUGUUAACGUUCCAUAUUAACAUCUUUGUUGGUUACACUUGAAGUUAGAAGCCUCAAGUGAAGUGUACUUGCAUCUUGUUCUUGGAAAAGUUCAGUUGAAUGGGGACUCAAAGAGGAAUAGCUCUUCUCAGUUUCACAUUCUUCUUGUUGUUGAGCUCAGCAAAUGCUUUGCUUUCUCCUAAGGGAGUGAACUUUGAAGUGCAAGCCUUAAUGGGCAUAAAAGAUUCUUUAGAGGAUCCACAUGGUGUUCUAGAUAAUUGGGAUGGGGAUGCAGUUGAUCCAUGUAGCUGGACUAUGGUCACUUGUUCUUCUGAAAACUUGGUCAUUGGACUGGGCACUCCAAGUCAAAGUUUAUCUGGUACUCUAUCUCCAAGCAUAGGCAACUUAACCAACCUUCAGAUUGUGCUGCUACAGAAUAACAACAUAAGUGGACCAAUCCCUUCAGAGUUAGGCAAACUUUCAAGGCUUCAAACGCUUGAUCUCUCUAACAACUUCUUCAGUGGGGGGAUUCCUCCCUCUCUUGGUCACCUAAGAAGCCUCCAGUACCUGAGAUUCAAUAAUAACAGUCUUGUUGGUGAAUGCCCAGAGUCACUGGCUAACAUGACUCAGCUUAAUUUUCUUGAUUUGUCAUACAACAAUCUUAGUGGUCCGGUGCCUAGAAUUUUAGCCAAAUCAUUCAGCAUUAUUGGAAACCCCCUUGUUUGUGCCACGGGAAAAGAGCCAAACUGCCAUGGGAUGACAUUGAUGCCUAUGUCCAUGAACUUAAACAACACUGAAGAUGCUUUACAAUCAGGCAGACCAAAAACUCAUAAAAUGGCAAUUGCCUUUGGCUUGAGUUUGGGAUGUCUCUGCCUCAUAGUUCUUGGUUUUGGACUUGUUCUUUGGUGGAGGCACAAACACAAUCAACAAGCAUUCUUUGAUGUUAAAGACCGGCACCAUGAAGAAGUCUACCUUGGAAACUUGAAGAGGUUCCAAUUCAGAGAACUCCAGAUUGCUACUAACAACUUCAGCAGCAAAAACAUACUGGGAAAGGGUGGUUUUGGAAAUGUCUACAAAGGAGUUUUCCCUGAUGGCACUCUUGUGGCUGUCAAGAGGCUUAAAGAUGGUAAUGCCAUUGGAGGAGAGAUUCAAUUUCAGACCGAAGUUGAAAUGAUCAGCCUAGCAGUGCACCGAAACCUCCUCAGACUGUAUGGAUUUUGCAUGACACCAACGGAAAGGCUCUUGGUUUAUCCAUACAUGUCCAAUGGCAGUGUUGCUUCCCGUCUCAAGGGUAAGCCAGUGCUGGACUGGGGCACAAGGAAGCACAUUGCUUUAGGAGCAGGAAGAGGACUACUUUACCUUCAUGAGCAGUGUGAUCCAAAGAUAAUCCAUAGGGAUGUGAAAGCUGCCAACAUAUUGCUUGAUGACUAUUAUGAAGCUGUAGUUGGAGAUUUUGGGUUGGCAAAGCUUUUGGAUCACCAAGAUUCACAUGUCACAACUGCAGUGAGGGGCACUGUGGGGCAUAUUGCCCCAGAGUACUUAUCCACAGGACAAUCCUCUGAGAAGACUGAUGUUUUUGGAUUUGGCAUUCUCCUCCUUGAAUUGAUCACAGGCCAAAGGGCUCUAGAGUUUGGAAAAUCAGCUAACAACAAAGGAGCCAUGCUUGAUUGGGUAAAGAAAAUUCAUCAGGAGAAAAAGCUUGAUAUGCUAGUAGACAAGGAUCUCAAGAACAACUAUGACAGAAUUGAGCUUGAGGAAAUGGUUCAAGUGGCUCUCUUGUGUACUCAAUAUCUUCCCGGCCAUAGACCAAAAAUGUCUGAAGUGGUACGCAUGCUUGAAGGUGAUGGACUAGCAGAAAAAUGGGAAGCUUCUCAAAGAGUUGACACAACAAAGUGCAAACCACAAGAGUCCUCUUCAUCAGAUAGGUAUUCUGAUCUCACUGAUGACUCUUUGUUGUUAGUCCAAGCCAUGGAACUCUCAGGACCCAGGUGAAUUAAUGUCUAAUAGAACAUUUUUAUUUUUGUUUUAAAGGUUUUUAAAAGAAAGCAUAUGAAAUUCAAGAGCAUAUGAUAGUUGAAUCUUUGUUAUAAAUCCCUUGAAGAAGAUUAUAAUGUUGUAUGAUAGAGAUCUACCGAAGCUGCAAAAAAAACGGCUUUGGUAAUGUUUACUUUCAAAUGUACAGAAUCUGAUUCGUUGAAUGUUAAUUUUGUAAUGCAAAUUUUGUAAUAUUGUUGAAAAUGAAUGAAGCCUGUAUUGGUUUUGCACUGAAA
Molecule: messenger RNA, 2521 nt
Organism: Glycine soja
Lineage: Eukaryota; Viridiplantae; Streptophyta; Magnoliopsida; Fabales; Fabaceae
Product: protein NSP-INTERACTING KINASE 1-like
Exons: 11
Coding region: 372-2243 (623 amino acids)
Biological process (GO): protein phosphorylation
Molecular function (GO): protein binding; protein kinase activity; ATP binding
Source: RefSeq, a predicted model, not a curated record